Homalodisca vitripennis (glassy-winged sharpshooter) is the source of this 1158-nucleotide messenger RNA. RefSeq names its product gustatory receptor for sugar taste 43a-like. Gene Ontology annotation, cellular component: neuronal cell body; axon; membrane. The record is from RefSeq and is a predicted model, not a curated record. The coding region runs from base 1 to 1158 and encodes 385 amino acids. The transcript has 5 exons. Lineage: Eukaryota; Metazoa; Arthropoda; Insecta; Hemiptera; Cicadellidae. Gene Ontology annotation, biological process: sensory perception of taste.
AUGAAAAGUUUUCCUGUUAACAUACUUAGGUUUUGCCGAAUAUUCGGAUGUCUCCCACUGGAAUACACUUCUGAGACCGGAGGAAUCAAAGCAUUAAAGUUUUCUUAUACAGGACUCCUGUGGAGUUCAACCUUAGUCGUACUGCAGAUAUUGAUCUCCAUCACCGCUCUAUACAUCUACUUCAUGUUCAGACUGAACUAUCAAUCACCGUAUCGAUUUUGUACGAUCACUGAAAUUGUAAUAUCACUGGACCUAGUCUCUCUGCAAGUCGUGGCUGCUGUCAUGUUCUUCAGCUCCGCCUGGAAGUACCCAAAACUCGUCAGCAUCUUUGACACUCUGGAAAAAGUCUACCAGGAUUUCCAAUUAAAGUCAGAGAUCAAGGCCACGCUGAAGGUUUUGGGAAUCUGCACUGUUGCAGUAACAUUAGCCACCACCGCUGAGAAAAUUGUCAUUGUUUUUCACGAAUGGGUAUCAGCCGAACGAACACUUCCGUACGUGAUGUCCUCAAUCCCCAUAUUAAUGUUGUAUUACUCCCACGCUGCUUUUUUAGUCCAAUUCACACACUUAACCCAAACUAUUGCAAAGUCCUUCAGAAUGGUCAACGCCAAGAUCGAGUCAGAAAUCACCAGUCAUGUCAAUGUUGAUGACACACAUACAACAUGCUCUACUAAAAUCAAGAAACUGAGGACUCUGAUGAACACCUACUGGAUGCUGUGUGACGCCGUACACCAGGCUAAUGUCCUCUACUGCGAUCAGCUGAUGGCCGUUAUGUACUCCUUAUUUCUCCACAUCACUAUCAAAUCCUACUUCUUUUUCCUGCACGUCAGAGCUGGUAAGGUGUUCAUUGCGAUUAAUGAGGGAGCUUCGAUCUUGAUUCUAAUGUGCUAUAUAGUUCUGUUACUAAACUCAAGCACUGACGUCACCAGCAAGGCUGACGAUACGGGACCAAUGAUCUGCCGGAUGAUCAACACCGGCCUGGACCCAAUCCUGAGAAAAUUGCUUGAGGGUUUUCUCCUGCAGUGGCGUCACCACAACGCAAGAUUCUCUGCUUUUGGAUGUUUCCAAAUCCACAAUGAAACACUCACAGUGAUGGCUGGGGCGGUGACAACUUACCUGGUGAUACUGAUCCAGUUCCAGACUGAAGCAUCAUCCACCUAG